Molecule: messenger RNA, 6532 nt
Organism: Coturnix japonica (Japanese quail)
Lineage: Eukaryota; Metazoa; Chordata; Aves; Galliformes; Phasianidae
Biological process (GO): regulation of translational fidelity
Cellular component (GO): membrane; cytoplasm
Molecular function (GO): double-stranded RNA binding; tRNA binding; nucleotidyltransferase activity
Source: RefSeq, a predicted model, not a curated record
UUUCUUUUUGAUGCUUUUUUGUUGUUGUUUUCCCAAUAAUACAUUCAUUGUAUUAUCAUUUGGCUGAAUCCUAAUUCUCCUCCUUGCAAACAGCUGGCUGUGCAAUGUUACCAGCCAUGUGCUGCCGGUUCAUUGAGAUCUCACUGCAGAUCAGAAAUAUGGGCUGGGGCUUCCAGGGGGAGUCAUCAUUGGGGACUUUUAUUCCCAAAUGAACCUUUGGACCAUGGGUAAAUACCACAGCUUUGUUCUUUAUCAAAUAGUGCUUCUUGGGGGCGUUUAACUUUCUGCAUAUUCUGUCUGGGAUAUCAGUUUGGUGUGGUACAUCUUGUGUUAAAAACCAGGUUAAGUUUUCUUACUAAAUACUUACCAGACCUUGGUCACUGCAAACACAGUGAUGUCUCUCAGGCAACUUUGUGUUGUUUUCCACCAGAAGAGAGGCAGGGCUGUGAUAUUUAUUGCAGCUGUGUAGCCUUGUAGUGCACUGUUAAUCUUGCUGUGUGCUUGUCCAAAAGGCAUUGCAUUUCAUUCUUUUAACAUGCUUAUCUUGAAAGACAGUAUUUUCUCAGAGCUACGUAAAUGCUGGUUACCAUUAAUAAGGUGGGAUGUAAAACCAAUUGUGAAGUGCCACUGGGGAAUAAGUGUCUGAAAACUUAAUGUUGUACUUAUAUAUGCACCCAAUGGCAUGCCAAGCCUUGCUCCAGCCUUCCAUGGAGAUGUCCUGACACCAGCAUAUUCCUAUUAAUGGUAGGCAAGGAAAACAAGCAUGGGCAGCAGAAGUUAGUGUGAAGCAGCUGAACACAGUGACAUCUGCAAAGCACAGGUGUAAAGGCAAGGUGGGAUGGGGAAUCAGAUUGGAAUGGCCUUCUCUGGAGGGCAUGAUGGGGAUCUAUUGUAAGGGACAGGGUGCUCUGAGGCUACAGCCAUGUGGCACGGCUCAGAGGCCACACUAAGGGUGGAAGAGCAGUGGUUGAGCCAGCUACUGUAAAACUAAGGCUGGAGCAUGUCUGAGUCAAGAGGGAAAAGAAGAGAAGGUGGAGGAGAUGAUUGCUGUGGCUUUGCUCUUGCUGCCCGAGGAUCACCCCAGGCUGGGUGUCCAUUCAGUAAGCCAACAACUGGAAAGGCCUGGCAGUGCCCCACUGAUCCUCAUGGUUUCCUGGGCAGUGACUGUGCUGGCUGCUACCCUGUACAGAGAGCCCUCAGACAGCAAAAAGGGAUUUUCCAUGUCCUCCUCUGCCUCCACACCACCCUGCAUUGCCUACACCAUCCUCACCUCAAGAGCUACACUGCACGAAUCUCAAGGAAGGACUUGAUCCCUCCUUUCUCUGCUGCACCAAGUAUGGAGCAGAGGUGUUAUGCUAUCCAUUUUCUGUGCUGAAUGGGAGAAGUGGGUCCUUACAAAGUGCUGGAGGGAGCAGCUGUACACUAUGGAUAGCAACAGUACUGAUGAGUGACUUCAUUGUAGGCACAAGCAAGGCUUGGGCAUAUUUCAAAAAGAAAACACCACUGUUUCCUGGUUUCUCCAGUCUUGGUGCAGCCCAUUACUGAUGGUGUUACCACUGAGAUUAAUUUGGUGUGUCCUUAUGUUGCCUGAAAUGAAAGGAGAAGGUUAUGGACUUUGCCUCCCAGCUGCUGAAAUGAUCAUGGGGCAGGGAGUGCACGUCUGCAUCCCCAGUGUGAGCAAAGCAGUCUGCAGCUGCUUCAUGCCCCCCAACUUUCCUUCACCCAAGGGAAGCUCUUUCAUCAUCUUCUUUUAAUGUCCUGAUCUAAAUCCUCUUGUUUCCUUUCCUCUUAUACCUACAUGUCCUGAUACAGCCCAUUUGGGUACUUCUCAGAUGUCCUACGAAGGAGAGCACUGUAAGCAGAGGGAAACAGCCCUAUGGGUUGUGUCUUCCCAUCCCUCCCAAAACCAAGCUAUUGCAGGCUGUAAAACUGCUACCACGGUUAAUUACACAAACCAAGCGAGUCUGCAAAUAGGAAAUUGCUCCUCUGAGCCAAGCAGCCACCCAGCCAGCCCAUCUUCCUCCAUAAAAUCCUUCUCACCCUCCUCCAGAGUCCAAUUCAAAACAGGGUGCCUAGAAAGUUGCUGUCUGAGCUGCUUCAGAGCGAAACAUCUGGAGGAACUUAGUACUGAAUCCCUAUUCCAAAUAUAACCACUGAAACCAAGCUGCUUGCUUAUAUUGAAGUGCCUUAUAAAAUGUAAGAACCUCAUGGAGUGCACAGGUGGCUGUUGAUCUGAAGUUUCUGAGCAUACAUCAUUUCUGAGGGCCUCCUUCAGGUCAGUAAUUCAUACUGGUGUUUGAUGUUACAGGAGUGUGCUCCUGCUGCAGCACUGUGAAAUGGUGCAGCUUUCUGAACUGAAAAGCCCAACCUUCGGUGCAUGCGUACAAUCAAACGAAUUAAUUGUUCCCCAGAGGUGGGACAUGUUUCCUCUCCAAAUUUCAUGAGAGUUUAAUUUGUCAAAUCAGUUCAGAGCUGUUAGGAGUCAGUACAGACUGUUCACCCUGCCCAGGAAUACUGUGUGUUUAAGAGCAGACACUGGGAUUCAGGUUCAUUAGUAGUCACACAAUUGUUCUUCUUUGGGUGGUACAGAAUCUGCUCCUUCACUUCUCCCCACUUCCCCUAUCAACAGGAGCUCUGCUUUCUUUUCUUUUCUUUCCAAAAGGCUUUUUGGAAUGGCUGAGAAUGGAAUACAUCACCUUCUCCCUUUCCAGCUCAUUUAGGUCACAAAAUAAUUCUAAAAAUACUGAAAAAGCAAGAACAUUACUGUUUUAUUUUCAUCCUUGUUUCCUAACAAAAACCUCCAGAGAGCAAACUCCAGCUCAUGGUACCCAGGAGUGCAGAGGAAUGGAAAUGUGGGGGCUGCUUACAAACAGACGAGUUAAUGGCAGAAGUAUGAAGGGUUUGAAAAUAGACUAUUUAGUCACUGGGGUUUUAAGAAAGGGAUGGAGCUGGAAAAUUCCAUCUGGAAGGGAGACUGUGUAUGUGUGUGCAGUGCCUGCCUGUUUGUCUGUAACAGUGGAUAAGAAAUGUCCUGGAUUGGCUCAAAAAUACUUUGUGGGUUUAAUCUGAAUGUUUGUUCAUUUGUGUUAGGCUAUUCAUUCCUCUCCAUCUCCAGCAGCCCAGAGAAGAGAAGACUGGAACCAUCACCACCACCUGCAAUGCUUUGGGGCACCUAAACAUGUUUUUGCCAGAAAUCUUUGUCGCCUAAAUAGGUUGUGUGUGUUUUUUCUGGAUAGGCCUCUGGAAAGUAGGCACCUAAAGUUGUACUUUGAAUGGAGCCUUUGUCCCAAGUGAUGAGGAGGGAGGCACGUUGGAAACACCUGAGCCUGUCACCAGCUUCUCCCUUUUGGAGCAGGAGCAAGGCUCUGGGACUCUGGCUGAGCGCCCGAGGCCGAAGAACUCUGGUCUAGACGCAGACACAUGUGGAGAGAUGGUGAGAUUGUGGGGAUGACCACUGACACUCUUGUUUUGUCUGAAAGGGCCAUGGUGAGCACGGUGGGUUUUGCAGCUGUCUUCUACAGCGAGCCAGCCGUGCUGGGGCUCCUGGCAAACGUCGUCAGCGCCUUCCUCCUCUGCCUGCAGAACUUUGCCACCGUGCACACAGGCCUGAGGCCGCAGGGAGCAGAGGAUGUCCUCACAGGUGUCCACCUCAUCCUGAUUGGAGGUUUUGUCCAGCUCCUGGCAGGAUUUCUUGCCUUCCGGAAGUAUGACCACCUCGGAGGCGCAGCCUUUCUCACCUUCUCUGCUCUAUGGAGUAGCUAUGGAGCCACACGCAUCAUUUCAGCUGCUUAUCCCCCUUUGCAGAACAUAACACUGUCCUCAGGGAACACCAGUCAACUCCUGUCCACCACCAUGACUCACCUCUCUACCAGCCAAAGUGCCGUGGCAGGGCUUGUGGCCUACAUCUCCAUUUCCUUUAUUCUUUCCUUCUGCUCAGCCACAGUGAACUACAUCAUGCCUUUCAUAUUCGGGGCCAUUGCUCUUGCCCUGGUGUUUGAAGCCGUUGCACUGUUUGGCCAGUGGGCCCUGAUAGUGUCAGGUGUCAUCGAGCUUGUUAUUGUCCUGUGUGGGUUGUAUGGUGCCAUGGCCCUUCUGUUGAAGGGCAUCACACAGCGGUACAUCCUUCCAGGCUUUGGGCAUCCGCUCUUCAAUGUCUUGCUACUGGGGUCAGCACAGAAGAGCUCUUCCAAGGCCAUCGGGGAAGAGAAGAAAAAGAAUACAAAGUAUGCUGAGCCAAUGGCCCUAGGCAACAUCUGUGACACUGUCUCUCCGUUUAUAUUUGCUUUUUACUUCUUUGGGUACAUGAAGACCUUCUGUGUUGGAGCAGCGUGGAUAUCCAUAAUCUCCAGCUGCCAACUUCUCUCCAGCUUCUACAGCUAUCUCAGAGGUGAUGUCUACUACACUACCAAGUUUGGUGCCCACAGCCUAUUCUGGCUGGUCAUGUCUUGGGAAGAAUUUGUACUUACCACCUUCCUUGAGCCAGGAAAAGCUCAGGAGAGCAGGCUGGGAAUGUUUGGAGGGUGGUUCUUCUUGGUUGUUGCCUGCAUGCUGUUCCUGAUAUCAACCCACAAAGACACCCUGGAGAUGUUGCAAAAUGCUUCUUUCAUCAUCCUCACGUCUGCCUUCAUCCAUCAGAUCCCAGUGUCGGGUGCUUACCCGUUCCUUGGAGCUGCCUGUAGCCUCUGCACCGCUCUCUCAAUGUAUGCCACUUUUGCCAGCCUUAUCAAUUCCAUCGGGGAGAAGGCUUUGAUUCCAGUUGGCAAACAAGCUUUGUCCAGUUCAGCUCUUCAAACCACGCUGAUGGCUGCCAAAAUGUGCUUCACUAGGUCCAAGAACCUCCCAAGUGGCACAAAAGCUGAAGUGCCAGAUGCCUUGUUCUACAUCUGCAAUGGCCUGGCAGCAGUCUCUGCCAUCCAGGGUACUCUCAGUGAUCCCAGCAGGCAACAACUCUCCAUACCCUCUGUGCUCAUCCCAGGAGCCAUAGUGCAGCUGUAUGUCUGCAGGAUCCAAGUUCAAGGAGGCAGAAGGUUUGGUUGUGUUCUCCCAUUCUGCUAUUCUGCCUUUUGGGGAGCGUGGACCUGGCUUCGGUUUGCAGGCCACCUGUUGAACAUUGGUGCGGGGAACAGUGAAGGCUUUACUGCUGGUGCUAUUGCCUUUUUGGUGAUCAAUGCUUUUUUAAUGAUUUUAGCUUCCUCUUUUAACGUGGUGCUUCUCUUCAUGACCCUGGCAGUGGAGCUCCUGACCAUUUGUUUUCUGCUCUUCACAUUGGAGAACCUCCCUUUGCCAUUUGAAAUUGUAAUGUUAUGCAUCUUCAGCAUCAUCUGCUUCUACGGAGCAACAGCAUCACUUGCAAACAGCAUGUUUGGGAAGGACCUCAUGAUGAUGGGACCCUCUCUGUUUACAGCUCAGAGCUCUAAGAAGAACACUGAAGAUUCCCCACCCUGCAUCUGCCCCAAGUCCCACUGUACCAGUGGCCUGAGGACCAUCGCUGACUUGCUGAACACAGGGGCAGUGUGCGGGGUCCCAACAGACACGGUGUAUGCUUUGGCAGCCUCCUGCAGACACCCUCAAGCCAUUGAGAAAGUCUACAGAAUCAAGGACAGGCCUCAAGAGAAGCCCAUCUGCAUCUUCAUUUCAAACCUGGAUCAGCUGCGAGCAGCUGCUCCCCCAAUCAGCCCACUGCUGUGGGAGUUCAUGGAAAAUGUUUACCCAGGUGGUGUUGGCUGCAUUAUCAAGAAAGGAGAGUGGCUGAAGAAGUUAGGAGUUGGAGAGGGCUACAGCAGAGUGGGAACUCAAGACAGUAUAAUGAUCAGAGUGCCUGACCUGACUGUCCUGGUGCACCUCAUUGACAUGACGGGGCCUUUGGCAAUCACAUCUGCUAAUCCUAGUGGAGAGGUUGACAGCACACAUCAUGACAUGGUCAUCUCGCGUCUUGGCCAUAAGUUGGAGGGUGUUCUCUGUGAUGGAGAAUCUGAUGAAGUGGUAGCAUCAACUGUGGUCAACUGCACAAGGAUUGAUGAAAGUGGCAUCACCAUCUUGAGAGAAGGUUGCAUACCAGCAGGCAAGGUGAUGCAGAUAUUUGAAAGAAUAAAGAACAGAGCAGUCUGACACCAAAGAAAACCUCCCCCGAGCAAAGGAACAGCAUCUUCUCCUACAAAAAGACAUAAGGAGUCCCACACCUCGCUGGAGAACUCGGCCUUGUGAAAGCCAUACCUUCCCUAAUCAAGCAUUUACCUCCUUGGGAAGCAGCAGCACUUUCCCUCCCAGUGUCUCUCCUGGGAGCGUUCUGUGGCUAUUAAUUGUUUAUCUCCAGUAAGUGCCUGAAACCGCUGGGAAAUCUGCCCACAGAGUGCCAGAAGGAUCAGGAGCUGAUGCUGCACUGCAGGAAUUCCCAGAGUGCCAGUGUUUCCUGAGUGCCUUGGACUGUGGACUUCAUGCCUGCUUGCAUACUCCCUUCUACAACACUCAGAUCUGUGUAUUUUAAACAGCUACAUUUAACUAAAUAAAUCUUCUUUUUGGAAUGUAAGGAAAA